GAAGUUGUCGUUGGUUUCCCUGGUUUAUGCGCUUGCUCUGGGAGUUGUUGACUCUGCUUGAUCAUGGGUUUGAGGCUUCCCACCGUCGCGGUAGUCAAUUCCAUCUCCACGCAUCUCAUGGUCAUGUCGCACUUGUUUCUGCUUUUGCACUCAAGUUUAUUGCUUCCUUUGCCACAAAUGUCAAAGCCUUUGCAGUUGCCUCUUCGGUAUGGUUUUAUGCGGAUGUGAAGUUGCUACGCUCCGUGCUACUGACUCCAGGAGGGACUUAGUAGAGUGAGUAAGCAUUGCCUGCCUCAUAAAGCUUGGUGGUUCCGCAGUCACAUGUUUGUCUCGGACUAUUCGUUGAACGGACUGCUUCCUUGCUUCUCGAUCUUCCGCUUUGUUUCUUUGUAUUUUUCAUUGUUGUCUUCAUUUCUAGAUGCACUUUAGGGAAACGUUUUUAUCUUGCAUCAAGCUGUCUUCUACCAUUAUCAUUAUGUUAAUGGUUUGAAUUGAUGAUUUGGUGCAAGAAAGUGGUAUGCUUCCAUGUUUUUUAUCAUUUUUUUGGCAUGGGACCAUGUAUUUGGUUAUGCUUAAUUGUGUAACUCAAACUUUCAUUGUGAAAUGAAUAUUUACAUUCUUA
This is a messenger RNA of Arabidopsis arenosa, 622 nucleotides long. Lineage: Eukaryota; Viridiplantae; Streptophyta; Magnoliopsida; Brassicales; Brassicaceae. The record is from the annotation of a GenBank genome assembly.